GCUCGGUCGAGGGGCGCGGAACGGAGCGGGAGCAGCUGCGCUGAGCUGAGGGGCCCUCGAGGGCGCGGCGGCGGCGGCACCACCGUGAAAGGAAGUGGGGGCCGGGCCGGGCUCGCUGGCGGGCGACGGCGGUCAAAGCCUGGCGGAAACGGCAGCUGAGCGGCCUGGGGGCUGCCCGUGGGCUGGCCGGCUCGAGAGGGCCGUGGCGGCCGCGCUCCCCCUUGCCGGCGCCGUAUUCCAGGACUAGGAUGCGCCCGCUCGUCCCCCGGCAGGCAUCUCCCGGCCCGGCCCGUGGCUGAGACACCCCCAACGGCGGCGAGUAUGGCCUCACAGCUGCAAGUGUUCUCCCCUCCAUCAGUAUCUUCGAGUGCCUUCUGCAGUGCCAAGAAACUGAAAGUGGAGCCCUCUAGCUGGGAUGUUUCAGGACAGAGUAACAGUGACGAGUAUUACAGUCACAGCAAAAAUCUCCCAGGUGCUCAAGGACCAACAAGUUCCUCUCACCAGGUAGCAAAUUUCAGCAUCCCUGCUUAUGACCAGAGCCUCCUUCUUCCUGCUCCUUCAGUUGAGCACAUUGUCGUUACAGCAGCGGACAGCACAGGCAGUGGUGGAACAACAUCAUUCCAAAACAGCCAGGCCCUAACACAUAGGGCUAACAUUGCUUUGCUGGAACCGUAUCAAAAAUGUGGAUUAAAAAGGAAAAGUGAGGAAGUUGACAGCAACGGUAGCGUGCAAAUAAUUGAGGAACAUCCACCUCUCAUGCUGCAAAACAGACCUGCGGUGGGUGCUGCGGCCACUACCACCACUGUAACAACCAAAAGCAGUAGCUCCAGUGGUGAAGGGGAUUACCAGCUGGUCCAACAUGAAAUCCUUUGUUCCAUGACAAACAGCUAUGAAGUCUUGGAGUUCUUGGGCCGUGGGACCUUUGGGCAGGUGGCAAAAUGCUGGAAACGCAGCACAAAAGAGAUUGUAGCUAUCAAAAUUCUGAAAAAUCACCCUUCAUAUGCCAGGCAGGGGCAAAUUGAAGUGAGCAUCCUCUCUCGACUGAGUAGUGAAAAUGCUGAUGAAUAUAACUUUGUCCGCUCAUACGAGUGCUUUCAACACAAAAACCACACGUGUUUGGUGUUUGAGAUGCUGGAGCAAAACCUGUAUGACUUCUUGAAACAAAAUAAAUUUAGUCCCCUGCCUCUGAAAUAUAUUCGGCCAAUUUUGCAACAGGUAGCUACUGCCUUGAUGAAACUGAAAAGUCUGGGUCUAAUACAUGCUGACCUAAAGCCUGAGAACAUCAUGCUGGUUGAUCCUGUGCGUCAGCCAUACAGGGUCAAGGUCAUUGAUUUUGGCUCUGCUAGUCAUGUGUCAAAAGCCGUGUGUUCUACUUACUUGCAAUCACGCUAUUAUAGAGCUCCUGAAAUAAUCCUGGGUCUGCCAUUUUGUGAAGCUAUUGAUAUGUGGUCAUUGGGCUGUGUGAUAGCUGAACUGUUUCUUGGUUGGCCUCUAUACCCAGGAGCUUCAGAAUAUGAUCAGAUUCGUUAUAUUUCACAAACUCAAGGACUUCCAGCGGAGUAUCUUCUGAGUGCAGGAACGAAAACAAGCAGGUUUUUUAACAGAGAUCCAAACUUGGGAUACCCACUGUGGAGGCUAAAGACUCCAGAAGAACAUGAGUUGGAGACAGGGAUAAAAUCAAAGGAGGCUCGGAAAUACAUUUUCAACUGUUUGGAUGACAUGGCACAGGUAAAUAUGUCUACAGACUUAGAGGGAACAGACAUGUUGGCAGAGAAGGCUGACCGUAGAGAAUAUAUUGAUUUGUUGAAGAAAAUGUUGACAAUUGAUGCAGAUAAGAGAAUUACUCCGCUGAAGACUCUGAACCAUCCAUUUGUGACAAUGAACCAUUUACUUGAUUUCCCACACAGCAACCAUGUGAAAUCCUGCUUUCAGAACAUGGAGAUUUGCAAGCGAAGAGUUAACAUGUAUGACACAGUUAAUCAAAUAAAGAGCCCAUUCACAACACAUGUCGCACCAAAUACAAGCACAAACCUCACCAUGAGUUUCAACAACCAGCUCAAUACAGUGCACCAUCAGGCUAGUGUUCUGGCUUCCAAUUCUACAGCUGCUGCUACCCUGUCACUGGCAAAUUCAGAUGUUUCACUGCUGAAUUAUCAGUCUGCUCUGUACCCAUCAUCUGCAGCACCAGUUGCUGGUGUGGCACAGCAGAGUGUUUCCUUACAGCCUGGAACAACACAGAUCUGUACACAAACAGACCCAUUUCAGCAAACCUUCAUUGUGUGUCCUCCUGCCUUUCAAACUGGUCUUCAGGCAACCACAAAGCAUUCUGGGUUCCCAGUGAGGAUGGACAAUGCUGUUCCAAUUGUGCCACAGGCACCAGCAGCUCAGCCAUUACAGAUCCAAUCAGGAGUUCUCACACAGGGAAGCUGUACACCACUAAUGGUAGCAACUCUUCAUCCUCAAGUAGCCACCAUCACGCCGCAGUAUGCGGUGCCCUUUACUCUGAACUGCGCAGCCGGCCGGCCAGCGCUAGUAGAACAGACGGCUGCAGUACUGCAGGCCUGGCCUGGAGGGACCCAGCAGAUUCUGUUGCCUUCUACCUGGCAACAACUUCCAGGGGUUGCACUGCACAAUUCUGUGCAGCCUACAGCUGUGAUUCCAGAAACAAUUGGUAGUAACCAGCAGUUAGCUGACUGGAGAAAUGCUCAUUCACAUGGAAAUCAGUACAGCACGAUCAUGCAGCAGCCAUCAUUGCUAACCAACCAUGUGACACUAGCUACAACCCAGCCUUUGAAUGUUGGAGUCGCACAUGUUGUGAGGCAGCAGCAGAACAAUGCAGUGCCAGCAAAGAAAAACAAACAGCCACCCCAUAAUGCCACAAAGCCUGCAUCUACAUUGGAGGCCAUUCCUUCUCAAGUCUACUCUCUAAUUGGGAGCAGCCCUCUGCAUGCCACAUCUUCCUCCUCCAGUGCUCUCCUUCCAGGGCAAGAGCAGCAUCAACCUAUUGUUAUUCCAGACACUCCCAGCCCCCCAGUCAGUGUAAUCACCAUCCGCAGUGACACUGAUGAAGAGGAAGACAGCAAAUACAAGCCUGGAAGCUUGGGCAUGAAGCAGAGAUCCAAUGUCAUCAGCUAUGUUACUGUUAAUGACUCCCCUGAUUCAGACUCCUCAUUGAAUAGCCCUUAUGCAUCAGAUGCGCUUUCCACGCUCAGGAGCUCUGGGGGUGCACUCGAGCCAAGCAGAGGGGCAGCUGAAAGCUCCAGCUCCCGCACCAUUAUUGUGCCUCUGAAAACACAGCUCAGUGACUGUAUUGUUGCCACCCAGGCCUCGGGUGUCCUGAGUAGCCUGAGCAAGACGAAGCCUGUGGCAUCCGUAAGUGGGCAAGCAUCAGGGUGCUGUAUCACACCAACAGCUUACCGACAACACCGGGUUGUGACAAAUGGUGUGCAGCCACUCAAUCUUAGCCAGAACCAGCAAGCAACUGUACUGGCUUCACAGGAGAGAAGCGGAAACCCAGCUCCACGCAGACAGCAGGCCUACGUUGCUCCCCUGCCAACCACAAUUGCUCAGGCUCCCUACACGUUCCAGCAUAGCAGCCCAGUGCACCCCCACUUGGCAGCAGCAACAGCUAGCCAGCCUCACAUGUAUACCUACGCACCGACGACUGCUGCCACGCUGGGCUCCACCAACUCUAUUGCUCAUCUCUUUUCCCCUCAGGGCUCCUCCAGGCACACCACAUACACAACCCAUCCAAGCACUCUGGUGCAUCAGGUCCCUGUCAGUGUGGGGCCCAGCUUGCUAACCUCUGCCAACGUAGCACCUACUCAGUAUCAGCAUCAGUUUGCCACUCAGUCUUACAUUGGUGCUUCUAGAGGAUCUGCUAUUUACACUGGAUACCCACUGAGCCCAACCAAGAUUAAUCAGUACUCUUACUUGUAGUUCUUGGAGCAGGGGUUGUUGGUAAUCAUUCCCAGCUUGAUGAUAGAAGCAAGAGAUCUCCAGUAGGUUUUCAAUACUCUUAACAGCUCCACAACAGGAUCCUCUGUGGAAACAGUGGAGGAUAAUGGGGGGGGGGGGACCUUCCUCUUGUUGACAAUUCUCUUUAUGCUCUUCAGAGUCUGGUUGUACUGUUGGAGGGGGCCUGCUGUGUGGGGGAAGCUCAGGUAAUGACUGGGCUGAACCUUUUAGAUCACAUUUACAUUUAAGAUUUUACAGUUAAUUUUUAUGGAUGCUUUAAAAACAACAAAGGCCUGUACCCAAUUUUAUUUAAUGCUAUCAGAGGAGGAAAGGAAAUCAAUGACUUUUUGAAAAGGCUGUUUUUUAAAAAAGAAAAAAACUCUUAAACUUACCUAGUACUUGUUUAAAUUAUUUUAGCAGCUUGCACAAAUCCAUAUUGCCACUAAAAAUGCACAUUUAACUCUAGGUUGCUAGGGCAGAUUUAUAAACUUGAGUUAGUAUUUUAAAGUUAAUUUUGUAAUUCACAUUCUUGAUAGGCAAUAGCUAAAUUCUGCAGAUGCAUUUCUCUCUUCCACCUUUCGCUCUGGGUCAGGGUGUGUAUAUCUAUGUAUCUGUAGAUACAGAUAUACCCCUAAAUUCUUGGUUUAAAUUCUUUCUGUUAAAAGCUAUUGUAGCAAUUUAUUUUGUUCAUAGUUCCCAUUGAAACUAUGGUUAUUUUUCUUGUAAUGUGUGAAUUUCCAAAAUGAAAUUGAGAGGGUGUUUGCUUUUUAUAAGUGCAGAAGCAAUGAAUUGUAUACAAAAUCACAAUCCAUAUUAUGGUUUCAUUGUUUUGCCAGAAUGCUCUUGUUCUCAACUGGAAAUGCAGAGGCCUGCAUUAUUCUUUUGAGGGCAGAAGCCACUGGGGAGGCCUCAGUGAAAUGAAUAGAAGCUACACAUCACCUGUUUGUUUCCACAGACUUCAUCAGAGGCCCCUUUCAGUUUCAUUUUUAGAAUACCAUUAGGAGCUGGAUUCCUUUCCCAGAAAUGCAGGGACCUCUUUUCCAUCAUGUUCUUUCUUGCCUGGUCCAUUUAGCUGAGGAAUCCAGAAUUUGCCAAAACAUCAGUCUACUGAUAUGUACAAACUUUUUAUACUCCUGCAAGCAUAUCCCUUUGGGACAUUGUUGGCAGAAAACUUUAAAGCGCUCUUAUUAAGACUUGUAUACAGUAGGUGCAUGUAGGAAUUGCAAAAAACAUGACACACAAAUUGCAGAUUUUAAAGGUUUAUUACUGAAUUUAAAACUAUUUUAGAAGUUUUGUAAUGGUGGUGUUUUAAUAUUUUACAGAAAUGAAAUAUGUACAUAUUGAUUAGAACAAAAUAUAACAAGCAAAAUUUCCUGCUAAUCCCAAAUGUUCUGUCUUUGUAAUCAAAAUGUGUAGUGAUUAUACUUGAACUCUGUACUUAGUGUUUGUCUAACUCUUAAAUGUUUCUGGGGAUGAAAUUGAUCUAUUCCUUUGUAUUUAAACCAAAAUGAGUUGAUACGUGUUGGAAUGUAUGUGAAAUAAUGCAAUCGUCUAGCGCUCAUCACUGUAGCACUGAGAGAGAAAAAAAUGGAGCCGCAUGAGAGACAAGGAUCCCUUCUGAUUUGUUUUGCACAGGUAUGUGUGACUGGUGUGUCUCCCCCACCCCCAAUAUUGUAGUGCCUUAAAUGAUUAUGUAGUGCGACUAGAGUUUACAGUGCGCUUGCCUUAUGAUGGACCAGCAAGCCCCUUCGCUCUCCGUCAAACUGAAGCAAUUCAUUGAGCAGAUCUGAGGAUAGAAAUAAAUGGCAAAAUAGGUUGCUUUAAAUUUCGUUGCCAGCAGACAAGAAGCUAUGAGCAUGAGCCAGCUAAAGCCGAGUACUUUUUAAAGUUCCGUUGAUUUGAACUAGAAAAUUAAGGAGAUGCUAACUUCCUGCCACUAACUGAUGACUAAUUUGAAUAGAGCCAAACCAUGGUUUGCACUCACAUUCACGCUGGUUUGCAUGUAACAAUGGCAGUGUAACAGGUUAAUUAACUCAAGAUUUGCCACCAUUGUAUGCAAAGAGAACCAUUGUUUAAAAUCAGAUCAUGGGUUUAGUUUUUUACUGCCAAACUACAUGCCUGCUUUUGGUAGGGUUUUUUAUUUUUUUGGUCCUCUGGGUUUUCAUAUAUUUGUAAGUUCCCUUCACCAUGGUAGAGUUGCUUAAGAAGAUCCCCAUGAUUUUUUGAGUGUUGAUUUAAGUACCACGUCAACCAUAGUAUAAACCCAUAGCUUACAAACCCAUUUGAAAUCAUUUUCUGUUUUCUGGCCAGUUAUAACCAGGGUUUGUCAAUAGAAACAUCAUGACAAAGUUAAUUCACUGUAUCCAUGGUUAGAAAUGUCUAGACUGAACCAAUGGCACCUAAAAGUACUUCAGUUUAACUGGAUUGCGUCCUAAGUAUUUUAUUUGGAAUGAAGCUUCCCCCAGACUCUCAAAACAAUACCUAUGUUUUUAGCUGUCGAUGCAUCUUUAAUUGUGCUGGGAAUGCAUUGGAAAAUUUAUCUGAUGUUGCAGAGGUGAUUAACCACGUGCAAUUACUUUUCCUUAGAUUAUAUUGUAACUAUCUCCCCCUCAUCCUCUUGUGUGUAGCAAAUAUUCCUUGUAAAAUAUUACUAGCUUGGUGUUAAGAACUUUUUAUACCAAAGAGAGCCUGCUGGAAAGCACAUAAUAUUCAGAAGUUUUAAUUAACACCACUAGUAUCAUGGCGCUUUUGGGAAGGGUGACAGCUGUAGCACGUGGUGUUGUGAGGAAAUGCACACUUUUACCUGGCCUGCUGGUGGUGUGCUUUUAAGUCACUGUUGAUUUCAUGGAUUCUAUCAAACUGUUCUUUGUUUCACCACUGCCAUUAUGCAGAGAAUGAUCUUGGCCAAACGGAGAACAAGCUGGCUUGGAGAGUGGUAUUGCUACAGCAAUAAAAGGCUUUGAAAGCCUUGAAAAUUCAGUUUGUAUUCUGUCUAGUCUGGAUUGUAAGGAUAGUUUUGGUACAUUAAAAAGAAUGCAGAAAAGUCAUGCCCAUUUUUGAAACAUGCAUGAUAGCAUGCCCAAGUGUGGACAGCUUGUAAAAUAAUAUAGGGCAAUAAUCCUGACCCCACUGAAGUUAGGAGGGGGGCUUUGCUAAUAAUUUCAUUGAAGACAAGAUUUCAGUGAUCUUAAAGCCACUUUUCCCAGAUGAAGUAGUUCAUGAACAACAAGCCUUACAGUUUCCCUUAUAAUAAGGAAUCUGUUGUCUUUGGCAAUAGAGAAGAGUGGUUGCUGAACACCGUGACUAGCCAUGAACCUUUCUUUCUGCUGUACUCUUGCUCUGUUGUUUUAAUCUUUUUCCUCUGUAUUGAUGUGAGGAUAAUCAAGGAAUUUCAGUUCUUUACAUAAUUGGUGUCAACAAUGCUUUCUGUUGCUGCAACAGUAUUGAAAUGGUUUUCUGCUUAGUGUCAAGUCCAUUUUUAUUUUUUUCUUCCCCCAGUUCUAUGGCCUGUAUGCCAGUCCACCCCGCAGAAAUCCUGAUGGCAUUUUUUACUCAAUUGCAAAAAUGGAAAUUGGUCAUGUUCACUGUAGAGAAGUAUAAUCUUUCAGGAGAAAAAUGCAAAACAUUGACUUAAAAGUGCUGGCCUCCAAAGUAACAUGUUUUUCCAAGAUACAAAACACUUUGUUUACUUCAACUCUAAUAGAACCUAUCAGUGUUAAGUGAUAGAAACCAUGUCUAGGAGAUCUUUCUCCAAAGUAAUUCUGGCCAUUUUAAUGCUUUGCAGCUUUCAGAUACUUUGCAGCUAUGGAACCAGCCAAGUAUGUACUAAUAUUUCGUCCAUUCUAAGGCCUCUUUGUCAGAGCAGAUGAGGUGGCAACUGUAUGCCUGGAUGCCGUUGCUUUCAUCUGCAUGUGGAGCCUCAUGUGGUAGAAUAUUCCACUAUCCAAAGCAAAUGAUCCCUUGUGCAUAGGAAACUGAGUUGUCAGGCUGUCUAAAACCAUUGCACCAUUCUUAGUAGAAAGGUAAGGUACAAGCCAAAUAAAUGCACUUCCUGGGUUAGUUUCCUUGUGCAAGGAUUUUGUUUGCGUGACAAAACUUAGAUUCAUAUGAGCUCCAGGAUUAAUGGCAGAGUUGUGACAAUAUUUGCCACUUAAUAGGUCUUAGCUGCAUCUUUUUUCCCCAGUGCAUAUCCAAGUUGCCUCACUGGACAGAGAGAUGUAAGCUGAUAGGUACUGACUGCCUCACAGCUGUGCAGGCUUAUGUAUUAAUGAACAUAACAGUUUUUCCCUCAAAACUAACAUAAUAAAAAAUUUCCUUGCCAUUCCACUUCUGAUUCUCCACACCGUGCUGAGGCUGUAUUUUUGCAUGCAGCUGAAUGUAUAUGCAAAUCCUGCCGAAAUCUUUGGGACUUGCAUAGGUGCAGCUGUGUUCAGUUCUGCAGCCCAGUAUCGCAGCAAAACUCCCCUUUUUGUAAUGACAAGAGAAUAUAUUUCAUCUAGUCAUUCCUGUGAUCAGUUAAUUCAGUUACUUAAAAGUUCCUGAUAGCUCAACUCUCACCUCACAGCUGUUGAUAUUCCACUGCAAAAGCAACUUCACAGCUUUACUGUAUGCACAUCUUGUGACCAGUGCAGUACUAUACCUCUGACUCAAUUAAAACAAAAGUUAAAUUUAAUUGCUUCUAGGUGACUGGGAUUGGCACAGCCCUGCUUUCUCAUUUUAAUUUUAACUUAUGAAUGGUGCCGCAUGUUGACAUAGUUGUUUGUUUGUUGCUAAACUUUAUAUAAUGUGUGAUUUCAAAUUCAGCUUGAACUAUUAUCUAACUCACUACAUGUAGCAGUGCAUUAUAUGUAAUGUUAGUAUUUCUGCUUGAAUCCUUGAUAUUGCGAUGGAAUUCCUACUUUAUUAAAUGUAUUUGAUAUGCUAGUUUAUUGUGUAGAAUUUAACUUUUUUCUGGUUGUGCUCUUCCUUUUUACAAGCCGCUAGAUAAAGGUAGUUUCUGACAAUUACUGAUCUAUGUUUGUAUUGCCAAUGUACUUAGGGGUAAUGUAAAAAUCAUUUUAACAAAAGGAAAUACAGAUAUUUAAAAAAUUUAAUACUAACUAUAUGGGGAAAGGGUCCAUUGUGAAAACAUAGUUUAUCUUUGGAUUCAAUGUUUGUCUUUGGUUUUACAAAGUAGCUUGUAUUUUAAGUAUUUUCUACAUAAUAUGGUAAAAUGUAGAACAAUUGCAAUGCAUCAAUAAAAAGGGUUAAUUUUCUGUACUCUA
Varanus komodoensis (Komodo dragon) is the source of this 9221-nucleotide messenger RNA. RefSeq names its product homeodomain interacting protein kinase 1 (gene HIPK1). Gene Ontology annotation, biological process: peptidyl-serine phosphorylation; peptidyl-threonine phosphorylation; smoothened signaling pathway. The transcript has 16 exons. The coding region runs from base 322 to 3939 and encodes 1205 amino acids. Gene Ontology annotation, cellular component: PML body; cytoplasm; nucleus. Gene Ontology annotation, molecular function: protein tyrosine kinase activity; protein serine/threonine kinase activity; ATP binding. Lineage: Eukaryota; Metazoa; Chordata; Lepidosauria; Squamata; Varanidae. The record is from RefSeq and is a predicted model, not a curated record.